Messenger RNA from Humulus lupulus (European hop), 975 nucleotides. RefSeq lists its product as uncharacterized. The record is from RefSeq and is a predicted model, not a curated record. Bases 286 to 828 code for a protein of 180 amino acids. The transcript has 6 exons. NCBI's taxonomy places the organism in Eukaryota, Viridiplantae, Streptophyta, Magnoliopsida, Rosales, Cannabaceae. Gene Ontology annotation, cellular component: TRAPP complex. Gene Ontology annotation, biological process: endoplasmic reticulum to Golgi vesicle-mediated transport.
UGGGAAGAAAUAGGCAGCAAUCAAUAGAAGCCUAAGACAAAUAGUCUGGCGUUACCGUAAUACUUCGGUACUGUAAUUUGUAUAUUGAAGACGUUAAACUCGUCAUCGCGAAAUCGAAAUAAGUCAUCUUCUUUGGUCCGUCAGGCGAGAUCUGUUGGGUUCCCAAGAAAAUUGAAUAAAAAAGAAAAAAGAACGGGAAACAAAAUUGACCAGUGGUUCAUAAUUCUCUGCAAGUUUUGCCUCUGAAUAAAAUUUGUGUCCUAGAGAAGGGGAAGGGCUUUGAAAAUGGCAGCAAUCUACAGUCUCUACAUUAUUAACAAAUCAGGAGGUUUAAUUUUCUAUAAGGAUUAUGGAUCGGCAGGACGUAUGGACACCAAUGAUAGCUUGAGGGUGGCAAGUUUAUGGCAUUCGAUGCAUGCUAUCUCGCAGCAGUUGUCUCCGGUUUCGGGUUGCUUUGGAAUUGAGCUUCUCCAAGCUGACACCUUUGAUCUCCAUUGCUUCCAAUCACUAACGGGGACAAAAUUCUUUGUGGUCUCAGAGCCUGGGACACAACACAUGGAAGAUCUCUUGAAAAGCAUCUAUGAAUUAUACACGGAUUAUGUCCUAAAGAAUCCCUUUUAUGAGAUGGAGAUGCCCAUAAGGUUAUUGCCAAGGGCUUGGAAUCUGGAUCGUGCUCGAUGGUCGUUCUUAUUUUACAUUACACUCGGAUCUGAGGUAAGGGGAAAGGGAAGCUGGACCAGCCAUGAGUUGGAGAGCUUCGGUGGCGACGUUUACAUAUACAACUGCUUGACCACCACAGCCAAGGUUUCUCAGAGGAACUUGGGUUAAACCCUAUUUUUGUCGCUUAGGUUGGCGGGUUGUAACUUAUGAGUUGUAAUUAUCCUUUUGGCACUGUAAACAACUUUGUAAACAUUUAUUAUGGGAUCCCAUGAACAACUUAACAUUUUAUGAAAUAUCUAUUCCUUUUGAUCGAAA